AUGGCAGAAGAGCCGCCAGAAAAUCCUGAAGGCUCCCGAUGGGCGAAGCGAACCCUGGGGCUGGGGACAGUCGACCCCCCUCUAAAGACCUGUGGGGAACACCCCCUGAGCUCUCCCCCCAACCACUCCCGGGGGGGAAAUUCCAACCCCCCCCCACCAAAAACCAAAACCCCCAACCACCCCCUCCCCACACCCCAACCCCCCAACAAAAAACCCCCACCUUUUUUCCCAUCCAACACAACCCCCCAAACCCCACCAACCCACCCACCACACUCCACAAAACCAAAAAACACAAAAAAAUCCCCAACCCCCCAAACCACCUCCAACCACCCCAACCAAUCCCAAAACCCAACAAAAAACCAAAGCCACACACCCAGGCCACACCCCUCCCCCAACCCAAAAACCCAACCACCAAAAACCCAUCUCCCACCCCAAAACCACCCAACCAACCACCACAAACUCCCAACCCAACCACCCCACCAAAAUAAACCAAAAGACCCCAACCCAACCAAAAAACCCCAAAACCCAACCCACCCCUCCCUCCCCCAAACCACCCACCCCAAAACCACCCCACACCACUCAUUCCACGAACACCAACCACACCAACCCAAGCGGGCCCCCUCCCCAAAACCCAAAAACCCCACCCCAAACCCCCACAAAACCCGGGGGGACAGCACCCCUCCAAAAAACGGUACCCCGAGGAACCCGCCCCAAAACGGGAAAGGGGACAUGAAGGGAGGCCCCUGA
Messenger RNA from Eleginops maclovinus (Patagonian blennie), 747 nucleotides. RefSeq lists its product as uncharacterized. NCBI's taxonomy places the organism in Eukaryota, Metazoa, Chordata, Actinopteri, Perciformes, Eleginopidae. The coding region runs from base 1 to 747 and encodes 248 amino acids. The transcript has 2 exons. The record is from RefSeq and is a predicted model, not a curated record.